AUGACUGGCGUUCGGCGUCGAUUCGAUCCAACAUUUCGGCUUAUACCCCUCUGCUCCAUCCUCUGCCUCCGAAUACCUAGGUAGCCUUCGACACGCCCGAGCGCAGACGCCAGGAUGAAAGCUGCUCAAUUCUUCGGCCAACGAGACAUCAGAGUUGUCGACGUACCAAAGCCGGAGCCUAAGGAUCAUGAAGCCCUGGUUGCCAUCGAGUGGUGCGGUAUUUGCGGAUCGGACCUUCACGAAUACCUCAUAGGACCUGCCGUUAUCCCGCGAAAGGAACGCCCACAUCCGCUCACCGGCGAGUACCUCCCGGUCACCUUGGGCCAUGAGUUCUGCGGCCGGAUCGUGAGCGCACCGGAAGGCUCGGCCCUUGCCCCUGGUCAAGCGGUCAUGAUCGAUCCUCGUAUCUACUGCAGCAAGUGCUCGCGCUGUACUGCUUCGUCUACGAAUGCGUGCCGUUCCUGGGGCUUCAAAGGAUAUUCUGGUUCAGGUGGUGGUUUUUCCGAAGCAGUCGCCAUCGACGCCAAUCUCUGCUACGCGCUCCCCGAUUCCGUGGACCUGAAGCUCGCAGUGUUAAUUGAGCCGCUUGCAGUAGCAUGGCACGCUAUCGCGAUAUCAGAGGUCUCCGAUUGGACUUCCAAAUCCGUUCUGAUCCUGGGUGGUGGGCCUGUUGGCAUUGCGCACAUCUAUGUCCUCCAAGCGAAAAGAUGCAAGAAGAUUCUCGUUUCGGAGCCUACAUCAAUGAGAGCGGCUCAAAACAAGGAGAUAGCUGAUAGAGUGUUCAACCCGAUCGGAGAGAACGUUGGCAAUCGAUGUCGAGAGCUUACUGCGGGAGAGGGCGUAGAUGUUGUUUUUGAUUGCGCUGGUAUUCAGAAGGGCAUGGAUGCGGGUAUGGAUGCGCUAAGCUAUAGAGGCGUGUACAUGAAUGUCGCCGGGUGGGAGACACAGAUGGUUGUCCCUUCGAGUCAGAUGCUGCUGAAGGAGCUCACGCUCAAGGCGAGCAUGGCGUACGAUGACAAGGACUUCAAAGAGACAGUGGACGCUUUUGUAGCCGGCAAGUUCAACGGCGUAGAAAGGAUGGUCACAAGUCGCAUUCACAUCGAUGACAUCACGUCCAAAGGAUUCGAAGAGCUGGUAACGAAUAAGGACAAGCACAUCAAAAUUAUGGUCACAACCCACAAAGACAAGGUGUAGAGGGUAUACCAGCUGUUAGGCCGCGCGUGUGCGAUUGUUCGGUCGCUUCAGCGUACAGCAGCAAAUGCGUCGUCUAGGAUGACAAAUGCCCGCAAAGAGUCGUUCUUCCCGAAUCAUCCCAUCACACUAACUCUGGAUGAGGGGAUCAUGUGCGGGGAAAGCGUUACACUGUCGAUAACCCAAUCACA
This is a messenger RNA of Trematosphaeria pertusa, 1382 nucleotides long. Its product is annotated as threonine dehydrogenase. Gene Ontology annotation, molecular function: (R,R)-butanediol dehydrogenase activity. The transcript has 3 exons. NCBI's taxonomy places the organism in Eukaryota, Fungi, Ascomycota, Dothideomycetes, Pleosporales, Trematosphaeriaceae. The record is from RefSeq and is a predicted model, not a curated record. The coding region runs from base 115 to 1194 and encodes 359 amino acids. Gene Ontology annotation, cellular component: cytoplasm. Gene Ontology annotation, biological process: butanediol biosynthetic process.